Molecule: messenger RNA, 3198 nt
Organism: Ascochyta rabiei
Lineage: Eukaryota; Fungi; Ascomycota; Dothideomycetes; Pleosporales; Didymellaceae
Product: Alanine--tRNA ligase
Exons: 3
Coding region: 1-3198 (1065 amino acids)
Biological process (GO): alanyl-tRNA aminoacylation; tRNA modification
Cellular component (GO): mitochondrion; cytoplasm
Molecular function (GO): ATP binding; nucleic acid binding; aminoacyl-tRNA deacylase activity
Source: RefSeq, a predicted model, not a curated record
AUGCUCGAAACAUUCCUGGGAGCUCGCCAUCUGAGUCACCCAGCUCUGCACCGCGGCCUGCCCCUGCGCCUGCCACUGCCCCUGCGCCUGCCACUGCGCCUGCCACUGCCACUGCCACUGCCACGACCACUGCCACUGCCACUGUCACUGCUCCCGCCCCGCCCCCGCUGCUCUCCCCUCGGACGUCCACACCGCCUGCCGCCGCCGCCGUUGCACUCCUUCGCGGCGCGCUCCCUCUCCUCGACCCCGCCUCUCUUCGUCUUCGCACGCGCGCCGGCCGCAACGACAAUGGCCAACGAUGCGAACGACCACCCUCAGUGGGCCGCCGCCAAAGUGCGCCAGACCUUCCUGGACUACUUCAAGGAGAGGGGACACACAUUUGUCCCCUCGUCCUCGGUCGUCCCCCUCUCCGACCCCACCCUCCUCUUCACCAAUGCCGGCAUGAACCAGUACAAGGCCAUCUUUCAGGGCACCGUCGACCCGGCCUCGGACUUUGCGCAGCUCAAGCGCGCCGCAAACUCGCAAAAGUGCAUCCGCGCCGGCGGCAAGCACAACGACCUCGACGAUGUCGGCAAGGACAGCUACCACCACACCUUCUUCGAGAUGCUCGGCAACUGGUCCUUUGGCGACUACUUCAAGCAGGACGCCAUCACCUUCACCUGGGAGCUGCUCACAAAAGUCUACGGCGUCGACCCCAAGCGCCUGUACGUCACCUACUUCGAGGGCGACGCUGCCGGUGGCCUGGAGCCCGACCUCGAGGCCAAGGAGCUGUGGAAGGCUGUCGGCGUCCCCGAGGACCAGAUCCUGCCCGGCGACAUGAAGGACAACUUCUGGGAAAUGGGCGACCAGGGCCCCUGUGGUCCCUGCUCCGAGGUCCACUACGACCUGCGCGAGCCCGUCAACGGCGAGUACAGAAACGCCGCCUCGCUCGUCAACGCCGACGACCCCGAGGUCAUUGAGAUCUGGAACAACGUCUUCAUGCAGUACAACCGCGAGUCUGACCGCUCGCUGCGGCCCCUGCCCAACAAGCACAUCGACACCGGCAUGGGCUUCGAGCGCUUGGUCUGCCUGCUGCAGAAGAAAAUGUCAAACUACGACACCGACGUCUUCACACCCUUGUUCGACAAGAUCCAACAAGUCACAGGCGCGCGGCCUUACAAUGCCAAGUUUGGCAAGGAGGAUCCAGACGGCAUCGACACCGCCUACCGAGUCGUCGCUGACCACGUCCGCAUGAUGUCCUUUGCUAUUGCCGACGGCGGCGUCCCCAACAACGUCGGCCGUGGCUACGUCGUGCGACGCGUCCUGCGGCGAGGCGCCCGCUACGCCCGCAAGUACUUCGAGACGGACAUUGGCGACUUCUUCUCCAAGAUUGUCCCCACCUUGGUCGAGCAGAUGGGCGACAUGUUCCCGGAGAUCAAGAAGAAGCAGCAGGACAUCAUCGAGAUUCUCGACGAGGAAGAAAAGGCCUUUGCCAAGUCGCUGGACCGCGGAGAGGUCAUUUUCGAAAAGUACGCACAAAAGGCAAAGGCAAAGGGCUCCAACCAUCUGCCUGGAGACGACGUCUGGCGGUUGUACGACACCUACGGCUUCCCCGUCGACCUCACAAAACUCAUGGCCGAGGAGCGCGGACUCAACAUCGACGACAAGGAGGUCGAGGAGGCGCAAGAAAAGGCACGCGAGGCCAGCAAGGGCGACAAGAAGGCUGCCGGGGUAGUCGUCAAGCUCGACGUGCACGACCUGGGCGCCCUAGAGAACAUGCCCGAAGUCCCCAAGACCGACGACAAUGCCAAGUACGGCCGCGAGAACAUCACAUCCACCAUCAAGGCCAUCUACCACAACAAGCAAUUCCUGAAGAGCACAAAGGAUGUCCCUCGGGGAGAGCGUUUCGGCAUUCUGCUUGACAAGACCAACUUCUACGCGGAACAGGGUGGUCAAGAGGCCGACUACGGAAAGCUUGUCGUCGACGGCGAGGCCGACUUCACAGUGGACGAUGUCCAGGUGUACGCCGGCUACGUCCUGCACACCGGCUACCUCGGCGAAGGCGAGCUGAGCGUCGGCAGUGAAGUCAUCGCCGAGUUCGACGAACUGCGGAGAAACCCGAUCCGCAACAACCACACCGGAACUCACGUCCUCAACUACGCCCUCCGCGAGGUCCUAGGCAACGAGGUCGACCAGAAGGGGUCGCUCGUUGCACCCGAGAAGCUGCGCUUCGACUUCUCCCACAAGGCCGGCCUCUCCGACGCCGAGCUCGAGAAGGUGGAGAAGAUCUCCUCCGACUACAUCCGCCAGGACUCGCAAGUCUACGCUAAAGAAGUGCCCCUUGCAACCGCCCGCGGUAUCAACGGUCUGCGCGCCGUCUUUGGCGAGACCUACCCCGACCCUGUGCGCGUCGUCUCCGUUGGCGUGCCCGUCGAAGACUUGAUCGCAGACCCGCAGAAAGAAGAGUGGGCAAAGCUGUCGAUCGAGUUCUGCGGUGGCACACACGUCCUCAAGACGGGCGAGAUCAAGGAGCUCGUCAUCCUCGAGGAGUCCGGCAUCGCAAAGGGCAUUCGCCGCGUCAUCGCCGUGACGGGCCAGGAAGCCUACGACGUGCAGCGCAUCGCCAACGAAUUCUCGGAGCGCCUCGACGCGCUCGAGAAGCUGAAGUUCGGCGCGCAAAAGGAAAACGACGCCAAGCGCACCCAGGUCGACCUCAACAACCUCACCAUCUCGGCGCUGACCAAGAGCCGCUUCCGCGAGCGCAUGAACAAGAUCAGCAAGUCGAUUCUCGACGAGCAAAAAGCCGCCGCCAAGGCCGAGCAGAAGAAGGUGCUCGACCAGGUGACUGCGUACUUUGACGACGCGAGCAAGACGUUCCUCGUGCAGAAAGUCGACUACACAAGCACCGUCAGCAAAACCAUCAGCGACGUCGUCAAGACCAUCAGCGGGCCCAAGAGCGCCCUCAAAGACCGCAGCCUGUACCUCUUCGCCGCGAGCCCCGAUGAGGGCAAGGUCGUGCACGGCUGCUACGUGUCCGAGCCCUUCAAAGCCAAAGGCGCCGACGGACCAAAGUGGGCAGCCGCCGUCACGCCCAUCAUUGGCGGCAAAGCCGGCGGCAAGCCUGGCGCUCCGACGGCAGUCGGCCAGGGCACCAACGCGGACAAGGUCGACCAGGGCGUCGAGGAGGCGACGCGGUGGAUUGAGAAGCUGGCCUUGUAG